This is a messenger RNA of Thlaspi arvense, 678 nucleotides long. NCBI's taxonomy places the organism in Eukaryota, Viridiplantae, Streptophyta, Magnoliopsida, Brassicales, Brassicaceae. The record is from the annotation of a GenBank genome assembly.
AUGGAUUCAUCUUUAAAGGCAAAGGCGGAGAAAUGGGCCUUGAAAGUUGGAUUUGAGCGUGACCAAGACCAGAAAGUGCACAUCAAAACCAACCAAGAUGCUUAUAUCUGCCCCCAAGGCAUCCAGGUCACCAGCAACGAGUCACUUAAGGUGGGUAAGGCCGUGUACUCUCAACUUCUCCACCUCUGGGACAAGGCCCCUAGAAAUCUCACGAACUUCACCACCCACAUCUUCUUCGUAAUUGAUUCGAUGAAUAGUUCAUCUUUUGCAGAUGGUCUUGCCUUCUUCUUGGCUCCCGUCGGUGGUAAUUUAAAUGGUGGAGGUGCCAUGGGGCUUCCCACAAGCUCUUUUUUGGCUGUAGAGUUUGAUACAUUUCAGAACAGUUGGGACCCUCAGAACAUUAAUCCUGUUACCCAUGUAGGUGUUAAUAUCAACUCUCUUACAUCUAGUGUUACGGCAGUUUGGUAUAAUGAUAUACCUCAUGGGAUAGAGAAUGAGGCUUGGAUAAGUUAUGAUUCUGGUUCCAAGAACUUGAGUGUGAUCUUCACCGGUUUUAGAAACAAUACCAGAGUUGAAAGAAGCCUCCAUUUACUAGUUGAUCUAAGUUACUUGCCAGAAUGGGUUGAGUUUGGUUUCUCAACUGCAACAGGAUCUGGUUUCGAGAAAAAUAAUGUGUAG